UCUGGGCAGUUAUGUCUUCGGAUCGGGUGGAUUAUAUUGCGCCUUGGUGGACUUACUGGCUUCACAGUUUUCCUCAUAUUAAUCUGAGGUUUCAGCCCAUUGAUAAGAGCUUCCAGCCUGAAGAUGAGAACUACCAGCAGUCGCUCAUAUUCCUGGGCUGUGUGGCAGCGGCGGGGCUCGGCCUCACCUUCUGUGUCUGGCCAUCUACCUGAGCUGUCUGUGCUGCUGCCAUAAAGAAGAAGAGGAGGAAAGCAAGAAACCCAACUCCUGCUGCGUCACCUGGUCGGGCCGUCGCCGCCGGCCUCAUCCACAUGCGUGGCAGUGGGUGUGGGUUUCUAUGGCAACAGUGAGACCAAUGAUGGUGUAUACCAGAUGACCUACUCCCUGUACAACGCCAAUCACACGCUGGGUGGAGUGGACAGUCUGGUCACUGGCACUAUGGGUAACAUGAGGAGCGGCCUGCACCAGCACCUCGCGAGGCUGGAUGAGAUCUUUGCUACGCGGGGUGACUACGUGCAGACCCUGCAGUUCAUGCAGCAGAUGGCUGACAAUGUGAUCAAACAGCUGCUCGGCCUGUCUGACUGGGAGAAGGCUAAAGUGGAUCUGGCAUCCAUUGCUGAUCAAACAGCAACUGUAGAGUACUACAGGUGGCUCACAUACCUGCUGCUCCUCAUCCUGGACCUGAUCAUCUGCCUGCUGGCCUGUCUGGGACUGGCCAAGCAGUCCCGCUGGCUGCUCACAACGAUGAUGGUGUUCGGAGUGCUGACGCUGGUCCUGAGCUGGACUUCACUGGGAGCUGACCUGGCCGCUGCUGUGGGCGCGAGUGAUUUCUGUGUUUCCCCUGACAAGUACAUCAUGAGUAAAACAAAGGAUGCCAUCAGUGCUGAUAUUGUUCAUUACUAUCUCUACUGCAACCAGACUCUCUCCAACCCCUUCCAGCAGCCUCUGGCCAUCUUCCAGAGGUCUCUGACCACCAUGCAGAUCCAGAUCCAGGGUCUGUUGCAGUUUGCCGUGCCCCUGUUUCCUACAGCUGAGAGAGAUCUUCUGGGUAUACAACAUUUGCUCAACUCCUCGGAGGCCAGUCUGCACCAGCUGACCGCCCUGCUGGAUUGCAGGGGGCUCAACAAGGACUACCUGGAUGCAAUGGUGGGGGUGUGCUAUGAUGGAGUGGAGGGUGUACUGUACCUCUGCCUCUUCUCCAUUCUGGCAGCCUGUGCCUUCACUGUCAUGCUGUGUGCCAUUCCCAGGGCAUGGAGACAAAUUGCCUGCAGGGAACAAGAUUACGAUGACAUUGACGAGGAGGACCCAUUCAACCCGCGGGCGAGGAGAUUAGGGUCUCAGAACCACGAUCAUACAAACAUGCACAGCUUCUGCAGCUACAGCAGCAGCAUGGGCAGCCAGAGCAGUCUACACCCGCCCGCCCCGGCCGUCUCUAACGCCCCGGUGUCUGAGUACAUGAACCACACAGCUCUUUUUGGGGGAAAUCCACGGUAUGAGAAUGUGCCUCUGAUAGGACGAGGUUCUCCACCCCCAUCGAUAUACUCUCAGCAGUAUAGAAAUCGAUACUCUCCCACUAUGAGGGCCACCUACCUGUCCAUGACGGAAGAACAGAGUAGACACUUCGGAAAUGACUUCCGAGCAUAAGACUUCCCCGAAGUAGCAUCGUGUAGGCUGACAGCAAACAACAAGACAACAAGACAGCAAAAUGCAGCUGACACAAGACUCAGAGAGGACACUGUGGCAUCGUGUUAGUGCAGGACUCCGGUGUAUGGAGUCUAAUCAUAAUGGAACAAUAUCUGUGAUCUGUCGCUGUUCUGUAAGCUCAUUCGUGACAUUUCUAUCUUUUGUUAGAGAACUUGCUAAACAUUUCUAAAAAGUGCUGUCAAACUUAACUAGUUAAAAAAAAAACCUGACCUGACCCUUUUAAACAUACUGAGAAAAAGAAAAUGUUUUUUCCCAGUAAAAUAAAAAGAACAUUGAAAUUCAGCUGAGAUGCUCCUGCCUACAACUCUGAGCUUUGAAAUGGAGAUGUGUACUAAUUUUGACAGCUUAUAUUUAAAUCUCCAAAGAUAAAAGACGUGAAUGCGAUAGCUCAUGCCUUGUUAUUUUUUGUGUCGUAUGCUUCAUGCAUGAUAUUUGUGAAGCACAGAGCCAACACUGGCAGCACAGAGCAGGAGCUUGUGGAGAAGUACAAAUUAUUGACACUCUCACACACACAAACACGCCUGCUAGUGAAGCUUUAUAAGGCUACAGAGAUUAAACUACCUUGAGACCACGGCUUCUGUAAAUAAGUUGUAAAAUAACAGACUGUUGUCUUAUUCUGUUUUUUUGUUUAAACUGUGCCAUUUUUAUAUACUUUUUCUAGUUCUGUGUGGCAAUACAUAGGAUCACUAUUUUUUGUAUUUUCUAAUGGGCCAUUAAUUCAUAUCCCCUGUAAAGCUAAUCCAGCUAAAUCAAUAAAGUUGUUGUUUCUAUCAUGACUUGAAAAGCUGUGCUGCUCUCUGAUUAAUGAAUUCAGGUAAUUAUUUUCAUCAGAUCAAACCAUCCAAACAAUACAUGUUUGUACUGACUAACGAGGAUUUGAUACAUGCAGUGCCAUUAAUACCUUUUGUGUGUUUGUUUCAGCAUGUUGCACUGUACAGGCACUGAAAGUGGUGCUUAAUUUUGUGUGUGUGUACGCAAACUUCAGGGUCUAAUUAUAAGUUGAAUAAACCAGCUUUGAG
Messenger RNA from Archocentrus centrarchus (flier cichlid), 2723 nucleotides. RefSeq names its product tweety family member 2 (gene ttyh2). The transcript has 15 exons. Bases 373 to 1644 code for a protein of 423 amino acids. Gene Ontology annotation, cellular component: plasma membrane. NCBI's taxonomy places the organism in Eukaryota, Metazoa, Chordata, Actinopteri, Cichliformes, Cichlidae. Gene Ontology annotation, molecular function: intracellularly calcium-gated chloride channel activity; volume-sensitive chloride channel activity. The record is from RefSeq and is a predicted model, not a curated record.